Oncorhynchus gorbuscha (pink salmon) is the source of this 329-nucleotide messenger RNA. Its product is annotated as NF-kappa-B essential modulator-like. Lineage: Eukaryota; Metazoa; Chordata; Actinopteri; Salmoniformes; Salmonidae. Gene Ontology annotation, biological process: positive regulation of canonical NF-kappaB signal transduction. The record is from RefSeq and is a predicted model, not a curated record. Gene Ontology annotation, molecular function: K63-linked polyubiquitin modification-dependent protein binding. The annotation marks the transcript as partial. The transcript has 3 exons. Gene Ontology annotation, cellular component: cytoplasm; nucleus; IkappaB kinase complex.
ACACACAACCUGAGACUGCCCUGAAGACUGACCGCCUGGUUAUUACUGAGGAGAGGAGGAAGCUUGCCCAGCUGCAGCACGCCUACACCUGUCUGUUUAAGGACUAUGACUCCAAACUCAAGACUGAGGGAGGAGACAUGGUUGUUCGUCUGGAGGAGGCAGAGAGAGCUCUGGCUCUGAAACAGGAUCUGAUUGACAAGCUGAAGGAAGAGGUGGAGCAACACAGAGGAUCUCUAGAGACUGUUCCUGUUCUGACUGCCCAGGUACACACACUCACCCCUGUUUUGACUGCCCAAGUACAAACACUCACCCCUGUUUUGACUGCCCAG